Hordeum vulgare subsp. vulgare (domesticated barley) is the source of this 1415-nucleotide messenger RNA. RefSeq names its product homeobox-leucine zipper protein HOX6-like. Gene Ontology annotation, cellular component: nucleus. Gene Ontology annotation, biological process: positive regulation of DNA-templated transcription. Gene Ontology annotation, molecular function: DNA-binding transcription factor activity, RNA polymerase II-specific; sequence-specific DNA binding. The transcript has 2 exons. Lineage: Eukaryota; Viridiplantae; Streptophyta; Magnoliopsida; Poales; Poaceae. The record is from RefSeq and is a predicted model, not a curated record. The coding region runs from base 301 to 1053 and encodes 250 amino acids.
GAGGAGAGGGGAGGGGAGGAGAGGAGACGGGAGACCCGGCUACGCAUGCACGCCACCGCGCUCCAUUGGCCGCCCCGUUGCCAUCACCGCGCCCAUCGCUCCAUCCCCCGAUUAAACUACUCCAUAUCGCUAGUAAGCAGAAGCAGAAUCGAUCCAUCACACCAAGCUAGCUAGCCUCCUAGCUCGCUCGCUCGCCCGCACACCCGCGAUCCAUUCUGCUUCUUCCCCUUCCUUCCCACUCCGGAUCAGGUGCAUGACCACCGGCGAGACCUAGCUAGGUAGGUAGGGAGGGAGGGAGGGAUGGAGCAGGGGGAGGAGGACGGGGACUGGAUGAUGGAGCCGGCGUCGGGGAAGAAGGGCGGGGUGAUGAUCGACAGGAAGAAGCGCUUCAGCGAGGAGCAGAUCAAGUCGCUAGAGUCCAUGUUCGCCACGCAGACCAAGCUGGAGCCCCGCCAGAAGCUGCAGCUGGCCCGGGAGCUCGGCCUGCAGCCGCGCCAGGUCGCCAUCUGGUUCCAGAACAAGCGCGCGCGCUGGAAGUCCAAGCAGCUCGAGCGCCAGUACGCCGCGCUUCGGGACGACUACGACGCCCUCCUCUCCAGCUACGACCAGCUCAAGAAGGACAAGCAAGCGCUCGUCAACCAGCUGGAGAAGCUAGCAGAGAUGCUGCGGGAGCCGGGCGGGGCCAAGUGCGGAGAUAAUGCCGGCGCUGCUGACAGGGACGACGUGCGCCUGGCCGUGGCCGGCAUGAGCAUGAAGGACGAGUUCGCGGACGCUGCCGGGGCCAGCAAGCUCUACUCGGCGUCUGCCGAGGGCUGCGGCGGCAGCGGCAAGCUCUCCCUCUUCGGCGAGGACGAUGACGACGCGGGCCUCUUCCUCCGGCCCUCGCUGCAGCUGCCAACCGCGCACGACGGCGGCUUCACGGCGUCGGGGCCGGCCGAGUACCAGCAGCAGUCGCCGUCGUCGUUCCCGUUCCACUCGAGCUGGCCGUCGUCCGCGACGGAGCAGACCUGCAGCAGCUCCCAAUGGUGGGAAUUCGAGUCCCCGAGCGAGUAAGUAGAGCCAUCGGUCAAGCACCAUGCAAGGAAUCGCCGACGUGAUCGACCAUGCAACAGAUCAGUGUUCCUAACACAGAGCACUAUACUGCCGAUCGAAUCCGUGGAGAAGACGACGGCGCGAUCGAUCAUAUGCAACCGAAGAUGGUGGUGUCAAGUGUGUACAUAGCUCGAAACCCAGGUCUGUCCAGUCCAGUACGUCCAGGCAGCCUCUUCCUUCUCAAUCAGCAGUCAGCACGCCAUUUUUCUUCACCCUCUUCCUCUUUAAGAAUCACUUGCUCUUGUCAAUUACCUGCCACACCGUGUAAUCCACAGGGAAACUAGUCACAAAACCAAAUUAUAGAGACCGAUCUUCAGAUGCAA